AUGUCCACAGAUGCACAGACUCGUAUUGAAGCUCUCCAGCAAGAGCUAGAGAAUACUCGAGAGACAUUUAUAACAGCUCGAGAAUUGCUUGAUGCAGAUGAUCAGACCAUUCAAGCCUAUAUUAGUCAGGAUCAGUCUUCUUUAGAAUCAACACCAGAAACCCUGUUAUUACAAAAGAAGUUUAUAUUAGACUCAUUCAAAAUUAAUAAAGCCCAUAAAAAUUAUAAAGACUGGGAACGUGAUUGUAAGAAACAUCUUAUUGAAAAUGAUGUUGUCCAAUACAAUGAAAUAUUAGGAAAAAUGUCCAGGGUCAAUCUUGCAAUAAACAAGGCUGCUGCCAUUUAUGAAAAGUUGUCGACUUCGGUCACAUUACCAAAUUUCCUUAUAUCACGGAAAACUUUAGAAAAAUUCAAUGACGAGUCGUUAAUUGAAGUUGCUAAAAAAUCCAACAAAGAUGGAAAUGAUCAGUUACCCAGAAACGUGCAAUUAAAACAGCUUUUUUCGUUAGAGGCAUCAUCGACUUUACCUUUACCGGAAUUCAAGGUGAUCAAUCAGUUAAUCAAUAUUGAGUACCGUUUGAGAUUGGAAAAACGGAUACAAUUGGAGUUGUUGACUUUGAUAAAGCAAAAGCUCAAUUCCGAAAAUAGAGAAUGGGCGAAAAAUCUUGAUUCUUUGGAUAGAUUCAUUACGCAGAGCAUUCCAGAAGCGAUUUCCCAAGUAGAAAGAAUCAAAGCACAGGAGCUUGAUGCCAGGUCUAAAAAGAUUGAACAGGAGAGUGACUCGCUGGAUGAUGAAGAGAGUGAGAUCCAAGACGUGGAAAGAGAUGACGAUGAUAUGGAGCAUAGAAGAGAAGAAGUAGACGUGGAAGAUAAUGAAAUGGGCAAAGAGUCAGAUGUCGAGAGUGACGUUCAGCACUCACCAAUCGAUACCACUAGUCUGCCCCUCCCGUCUGAUCAUCACGAAGAUGAGGAAGACCUCGAACUGCAUAUUCACCAAGAAAUAACAGCACCAGAUGAUUCCAACACCGACAAUGAUGAGGACGAAGAUAUGCUACUUGAUCAUUGA
This is a messenger RNA of Candida albicans SC5314, 1065 nucleotides long. RefSeq lists its product as uncharacterized. The transcript has a single exon. NCBI's taxonomy places the organism in Eukaryota, Fungi, Ascomycota, Pichiomycetes, Serinales, Debaryomycetaceae. Bases 1 to 1065 code for a protein of 354 amino acids. The record is from RefSeq and is a predicted model, not a curated record.